GACUCUUGAAUCUUGGAUCUUGGCUCCGUAGGUCUACGGAGAUCCACGAUUUUCGUCCCGGGCAUCUUGGUUCUUGGUUCCUGGGCCCCGGGUGCCUUGAAGUUCAAUUUUUCAAUGCAGAUCUCCACGCAACCAGGUGUAUGGAACCGAGAUCCAACAUUCAAGAGUCCUGGGCAUCUUGGUUCUUGAUGCUUGGUUCCGUUGGCCUGGUUGCGUUUAAGUUCAAUUUUUCAAUGCCGGUUUCAAUGCAGACAGGCAGGUGGAAAUCUUCUGACUGUUAUUGA
Molecule: messenger RNA, 284 nt
Organism: Symbiodinium sp. CCMP2456
Lineage: Eukaryota; Dinophyceae; Suessiales; Symbiodiniaceae
Source: the annotation of a GenBank genome assembly